AGGUACCACGACGAUCAUAAAUAGAGAAGAAAACUCAGAUUCCAUCGCUAAUGAUUUAAUUCUUGAGAUACUCUCCAGGUUGCCUAUAAAUUCAAUCGGGAGGUUUCGCUGCGUGUCGAAGCUAUGGGGAUCCAUGCUUCACAAGCCAUAUUUCACCAAGUUAUUCUUUACCAAGUCCUCGGCUCGUCCACGUCUCUUAAUUGGGGUGCGCCAACGCCGUGAGUGGAGCUUCUGCUCGGUGCCUCAGCCUCAUAAUCAUUAUGGGAAGUCCUCGUCUCUUGUAGUGGCCGCCGAGUUUCAUAUGAAGUGCUCUAAUUUUCAUAUGUGUAGAUAUGCCUCUGGUUUGCUCUAUUUACCAAGUAUGCAUGUCUCAAAUAUGGAUAAGGAUGGAGGGGGUGUGAUAUGUAACCUUACCACAAUAUAGUUUGCGAUUUUGCCUCAAUUGAGAUUAGGACCUGUGAAAGAUUACGGUCUCGUAACGUGCAAAGACGGGGGUGGACUUAUAGGGUUUGACCCAAUUGGAGGGCAAUUCAAGGUACUGUCCAUGAACAAUAGGGUUGACAAUAAAAUGGCCCGCUAUAUUCUGACUUUAGGAAGUGAAAACGAGAGAUGGAGGAAGAUCGAAUGUCCCUUCAACGAGGUUGAUCGGAAUGGAGGGGUAUGCAUUAAUGGUAUUCUGUAUUACAUAGCUUACGCCUGAGAAUCUGAGAAUCGAUUACAUAUUUUAGGUUGCUUCGAUGUUAGGUCCGAGAAGUUUAAGUUUCUAACUCUAAGCGGCGGCAGAUAUGAUUUGUGUACUACAUUAAUAAAUUAUAAAGGUAAAUUAGGUGUGAUUAAGUGGAACCAUGAUGACCAUGAUAACCAUGAUGACCAUGAUGUAUAUCCCCUUCAAUUAUUUUUGUGGGUUCUAGAGGAUGUCGAGAAGCAGGAAUGGUCGGAAUACGCCUACACUUUGAAGCCUGACAAUAAAGUUGUUCAGGCUGACUACAAUCUUACCGUUGUUGGGGCAACUGCUUCAGGUGACAUUGUUUUGGUCAAGGAAACUGCAUUCAAACCUUUUUACGUUUUCUACUUUAAUCCUGAAAGGAACCAUCUUCUAAGUGUUGAAUUCCAAGGUCUUGGAGAAGACCAUGAUUGGAGUAAGUAUCAAGCAGUUUGCGUCUUUGUAGACCACGUAGAGGAUCUUCAGUUUAAUAUUAGGAACACCGCAUCUAUAAACCCCACCAGAAUAGAAGCGUAUAGACACAUGAGCACAUCAACGUUAUCAUCAUGUGAGAUGAAGCCAUGAAGAGAUGAGAGAUCAUUGAUUCAUUGGAGUGGUAAAGAUCGUAUAAGAGGAGAGGAAGAGAAAGAGACAAUGAGAGAAGGGGAGUCAAGGGGUAGG
This is a messenger RNA of Camelina sativa (false flax), 1384 nucleotides long. Lineage: Eukaryota; Viridiplantae; Streptophyta; Magnoliopsida; Brassicales; Brassicaceae. The record is from RefSeq and is a predicted model, not a curated record.